AUGAGAAACAUUGAGGAACUUGAUCUUGAUGAGCUCAUUUGGUCCUUGCAAAAUUAUGAGUUGUCACGAUGGAAGAAAACCAAGAAACAGAAGGAUGUGGUCAAGGAUAAAUCUGAUGCGAGUAUAGCUCUCAUUCAUCAAGAAAACAAGAAACCGGUUUUAGAGGAAUUGAAUGGCAUUACUGACGAGACUGUUGCCUUGUUAAUGAGAAACUAUGCAAAAUUCUUGAAAAAGAACUACAGGAGAAAUUUUCCAGCUGAUAAAGAAAAUGCUCUCAAGAAGAACAAAGCAACUUGGAGUGAUAGUGAAGAAGAAAAGAACUCCAUUGCCAGUGAAAGCACGGAUGAGGAUAAGCAGGUACUAGCUUUCAUGGCCCAAAGCUGUCACUCAAUUGAGUCUGAAGAUGAUGCAACCUCCACUUCAUCAGAAGCUGACAGCGUAGGUAGACAAAAUGCAUAUGAGGAAAUAUUUGCCCAAAGGGAGUACAUGACUAAACAGAUCAGAGGUCUAAAAAGCUCCCUAGAGCAAGUGGAGACUGAAAAAGGCAAGUUAGAGGACAUGGUCAAAAACCUCAACAAACGUCUUGAUGAGAAGGAGAAUGAGAUUUAUAAACUAACUGAUGAUCUGAUUAUAACUAAGCAAGCACUGCAAUUCAUUCCCACAGGCACAGCUGCUAUCAAUCAAACCCUACAACUUCAGAAGCCUUAUGGUGACCGAACCUCCUUAGGUUAUAAGAUGUUGUAUAAACAGGGUAAUAACCUGUCAGUUGAGAAUUCACUCCCCUCAAAUGUCGAUCUGACGAAAAAGGAAGAUGGGUUACCAGACAUCCCAACCACCAUUAACGAAUUAGAUUCCUCUAACAAGAGACAAGUUCCAUCUGGACCCACUAAACUAAAGUUUGAAGGAAGAAGGAUUGAUGUAGGAAAUCUGCCACAAAAUGACAAAUUCAUUCCAACAUGUCAUUUUUGCAACAGGGAAGGUCACAUUCGUCCUAAGUGCUAUAAACUGCAGAACUACUUGAAAGCAAUGAUUAAUUGA
Messenger RNA from Cannabis sativa, 1038 nucleotides. RefSeq lists its product as uncharacterized. The record is from RefSeq and is a predicted model, not a curated record. Lineage: Eukaryota; Viridiplantae; Streptophyta; Magnoliopsida; Rosales; Cannabaceae. The transcript has 2 exons. The coding region runs from base 1 to 1038 and encodes 345 amino acids.